Molecule: messenger RNA, 23701 nt
Organism: Pelobates cultripes (western spadefoot toad)
Lineage: Eukaryota; Metazoa; Chordata; Amphibia; Anura; Pelobatidae
Source: the annotation of a GenBank genome assembly
AGGAAGUGUUCCGGAGGAUUGGAGGAAGGCAGAUCCUAUAUUCAAAAAGGGUUCAAAAUCCUUGCCUGGAAAUUAUAGACCUGUGAGCUUGACUUCUGUGGCUGGGAAAAUAUUUGAAAGGUUAUUAAGGAAUACUAUUCAAGAAUUCCUUGAGAAGAACAUGGUUAUCAGCAUAAAUCAGCAUGGUUUUAUGAAGCACAGGUCAUGUCAAACUAACUUGAUUGCGUUCUACGAAGAAGUAAGUAGAAGUAUAGAUCAGGGUGUUACAGUGGAUGUGAUCUAUUUGGAUUUUGCCAAGGCAUUUGAUACAGUUCCACACAAUAGAUUAGUGUUCAAACUCAAGGAAAUCGGUGUAGAUGAAAAUGCUUGUUCUUGGGUAGAACAUUGGCUUAAAAAUGUUUCAGUGUUUGCAGAUGACACAAAACUGUAAAAUAAUACAAUGUGAGCAGAGGGAUUUAGAUAGACUGGGGGACUGGGCACUCAAAUGGCAGAUUAAAUUUAAUGUUGAAAAAUGCAAAGUUAUGCACUUCGGCAUAAAGAAUACAUAAGCAACGUAUACCUUUAAUGGAAGCGAAUUAGGGAUAACAACACACGAAAAGGACUUGAGAAUUGUUAUAGACAACAAACUAUGCAACAAUAUGCAAUGUCAAUCAGCAGUGGCCAAGGCCAGUAAGGUAUUGUCAUGCAUGAAAAAGGGCAUUCUCGGGACGAGAAUAUAAUUUUGCCUCUUUAUAAAUCACUGGUAAGACCACAUAUUGAAUACGCUGUGCAAUUUUGGGCACCUGUUCUAAAGAAGGAUAUUAUGGCACUAGAAAAAGUGCAGAGGCGGGCUACAAAAUUGAUAAAAGGAAUGGAACAUAUUAGCUAUGAAGAAAGGUUAACAAAUGUAAAACCUAUUUAGUUUAGAAAAACGUCGCCUGAAAGGGGAUAUGUUAACAUUAUACAAAUAUAUUCAGGGCCAGUACAAACCAUUGUGUGGAAAUCUAUUCACAAACCAGACUUUACAUAGGACACGAGGUCAUGCGUUUAGACUGGAAGAAAGAAGAUUUUGUCUAAGGCAAAGGAAAGGUUUUUUUACUGUAAGAACAAUAAGGAUGUGGAAUUAUCUGCCUGAAGAAAUGGUUGUGAUGGUAGUCACCAUCACUGGGGAUGGAAGACAGACAUAAUGGGUGGGCUCCCAAAUUCCUUUUGUGUUGUCACAUUGUGGCUAUUAUUUGUGCAGGGUAUGUUAAAUGUAUUGCUGGUCUGUGCAUCUCCCCCUCCCCCUUUUUCCUGUCCCAUUGUUUCCCCAGUAGGGCGUUGUCCCAGGGACACUGCCAGACCAGUUUAAUCUAGCUGCUCUGUCCCUCCUCAAUCUCCCAUCAGGCCUUGCUAUUGUCUGACCCCACCCUUCCUUGUACUAUAGUAAUCUAUGUAACCUAUUGUAUGUAAAUGAGGCUGUUGGGGGCUUAGUUAUGUGUGCUGUAUGCAUUAAAGAGUUGCUGUUUAACCUUCACUAUGUGUCGUCUGGUGUUUGGUCCAGGGUGGAAAAGGCCCUAAGUGAUCCCAGUCAAGUCUCGGCGUCUGGGUCUGAAGUGUUUCAGAGUCCCUCGGUCCGAGUACUGGAGCUCCGUUACAGUGGUUUUAUCAGAGUCCAUACAGAUGUUCAAACAGCUAGUAGAUGCAUACUUGCAAAAACAGAAUAUUCAAUGAUAUAAUCUUUCAAUGUAGGGUAAUAACUGCUUGAUCCAAGGAUAAAUCUGACUGCCAUUCUGGGGUCAAGAAAGAAUUUUUUUCCUAGCUUGUUGAGGAAGGCUGAACUUGAUGGACGGAAGUCUCUUUUCAGCUAUGUAACUAUGUUAGUGUAAGACGUAGUGUAAGUGUAUGUGUAAGGGCGCAGUGCAAGUGUAAGGCGCAGUGUAAGUGUAUAUGUAAGGCCCAGUGGUAAAAUAUUUUAUAAAUAAAUAAAUAAGUGUAAGGCGCAGUGUAAGUGUAUGUGUAAGGCCCACUGUAAGUGUAUGUGUAUGUAUAAGGCCCAGUGUAAGUGUAUGGCGCAGUGUAAGUGUGGCGAACAUAAUCUCGCCACAGGCUCCUGGAGGACCCUGCUUGCCAGCCUCCUGCCUCAGGACUAUGGGCCAUGCGAAAAUGCUUAUAAAAGGCUUAGUCCAUGUAUUUCCCCUAUACUGUUCGGAAACCGAACAACCGUAUGAACCAGGAACCACCGCCGUGCUUGUUACACCCAAUUGACACUUUGUAGCAAUUUCCACCGCAGUAUUCUAAUUGUUCAUCUGGGUGGCGUCUUGGUCCCGCGAACGCAGGCAGCGGUGUUUGGGCAUCGAGCUCAUGGAACUAAAAUCGGACACUGAAACUCCAGAAUACCCCCGAACCAUCAUUGCCUGUGUUCGUUUCUACACAACCUGGAAGGGCACUGUUGGUUGAAUCGUUCGCAUGGUUGAGGUGAACAAGCUACACAUUGCAAUUAUGGAUUAUGUUCGGAAUUUUAUUCGUUUUUAUUUUACCGCUAGCUGAUUCAUGGAACUAUUUGGGCUUAAGCCACAUGUGCGGUCGGUCAGAAACAGGACUUCCAUGGAAACCCAGAACCCCUGAACCGAUCUGGAUGAUUUUUGGAUAUGUUGGUCACCCAGAUCGGGGCUAUCAGGGGAUGUGACUUUUGUGGGGUUUUCAUGUGUUUUGGUGUUACUUUUGGUGUGUCUGUAAAAUGUGUUUUCUGUGCCUGGAGAUAAUUGAGUUUGUACAGUGCCUGACUCAAUCAUCUCUCAGGUACAGGGGAGGGAUUACCCUGUUGUUUUGUGUAAGAAUCCCCUUGCAUGGGCUUUGUCAUAAAAGGCUGUGUGUGGCCCUGCAUUAAACAGUCUUACUUCCCAGCAUUAAACCUCGGCUCAUGUGUGGGGGGAAACAGCUAUACUUGCUCUUUAACUGGCUAUGCUGCGAUACUCUCUUGGAGGAGAGGUCUUCCCACUGGGAGCUGGAUCCAGGUGUUGGCCCAGGGUGGGAAGGGACGGCGAGACCCCAGCCAAGCUGCGGUGGCUAAGGGGCGCUACAGGGUGUGAGGUUUAUAUAGUGGGGUGUUAUGGGGUAUGUGGGAGCAGUAUAGCCGGUUAUAAGAGGUGUGUGAGAUUUAUAUAGUGGGGUGUUAUGGGGUAUGUGGGAGCAGUAUGGCCGGCUAUAAGAGGUGUGUGAGGUUUAUAUAGUGGGGUGUUAUGGGGUAUGUGGGAGCAGUAUGGCCGGCUAUAAGAGGUGUGUGAGAUUUAUAUAGUGGGGUGUUAUGGGGUAUGUGGGAGCAGUAUGGCCGGCUAUAAGAGGUGUGUGAGGUUUAUAUAGUGGGGUGUUAUGGGGUAUGUGGGAGCAGUAUGGCCGGCUAUAAGAGGUGUGUGAGAUUUAUAUAGUGGGGUGUUAUGGGGUAUGUGGGAGCAGUAUGGCCGGCUAUAAGAGGUGUGUGAGGUUUAUAUAGUGGGGUGUUAUGGGGUAUGUGGGAGCAGUAUGGCCGGCUAUAAGAGGUGUGUGAAAACAUGUAGGGGUAUAUGGGGUAACAUGCAGUGGUGGUGAGGUAACAUGCAGUGGUGGGGGUAACAUGCAGUGGUGGGGGGUAACAUGCAGUGGUGGGGGUAACAUGCAGACAGUGGUGGGGGUAACAUGCAGUGGUGGGGGUAACAUGCAGACAGUAGUGGGGGUAGCAUGCAGACAGUAGUGGGGGUAACAUGCAGUGGUGGGGGUAACAUGCAGGCAGUGGUGGGGUAAUAUGUGCGGUGGGGGUAAAUACGUGAGGGUAAUAUGCAGACAGUGGUGGCGGGUAACAUACAGUGUGGGGGGUAAAAUGCAGUGGGGGUAACAUGCUGCAGACAGUGGUGGGGGGUAACAUGCAGCUGGGGUUACAUGCAGACAGUGGUGGGGGGGGGUAACAUGCAGUGGUGGGGUAACAUGCAGACAGUGGUGGGGGUAAAUACGCAGUGGUGGGGGGUAAAUACUUUGGUGGUGGGGCAACAUGCAGUGGUGGGGGUAACAUGCAGGACAGUGGUGGGGUAAAUUACGUGCAAGAGACAGUGGCGGGGGUAACAUGCAGACAGUGGUGGGGUAAAUACGCAGUGGUUGGGGGGGUAACAUGCAGACAGUGGUGGAGUGUGGGGUAACAUGCAGACAGUGGUGGGGGGGUAAAUAUGCAGACAGUGGUGGGGUAACAUGCAGACAGUGGUGGGGUAACAUGCAGACAGUGGUGGGUAACAUGCAGUGGGGGGGGUACAUGCAGACAGUGGUGGGGUAACAUGCAGACAGUGGUGGGGGUAACAUGCAGACAGUGGUGGGGUAACAUGCAGUGGGGGGUACAUGACAGUGGUGGGGUAAAUACGCAGUGGGGGGGGUACAUGCAGACAGUGGUGGUGAGGGGGGGGUAACAUGCACAUUGUGCGGUGGGAGUGUGGGGGUAAAUAUGCAGACAGUGGUGGGAGUGUGGGGGUAAAUAUGCAGACAGUGGUGGGGUAACAUGCAGACAAUGGUGGGGUAACAUGCAGUGGGGGGGUAACAUGCAGACAGUGGUGGGGUAACAUGCAGACAGUGGUGGGGUAACAUGCAGUGGGGGGGUACAUGCAGACAGUGGUGGGGUAACAUGCAGACAGUGGUGGGGUAACAUGCAGACAGUGGUGGGGUAACAUGCAGUGGGGGGGUAACAUGCAGACAGUGGUGGUGGAGGGGGGUAACACGCAUGAUUCACACCUCCUUGCAUUCUCUUACUGAGCACAUGGUCUCCGCCUUCUAUCACCCACAAUGCAGUGCGAGCUAUAAUAGGAGGGUGUCACAUGCGGUGAGACCAUUUACCGCCAGGGCGGGCAGGAGCAAAGCUGUGACAGCACUGUCUGCUGCAGGUUUCUCUCUCUUGACGGGUACUCUCUCUGCCUUGCAGGUCUCAGGCCUGUGAAUGUUUGUCUGUCUCUUGGGAUGUCUUUCUGGAGGAUUCUCCUGUGUGUGUGUGUCUCCUGGAGGUGUCUGUCUCCCCUCCUGGGGGUCACUCUCCUGCAGGUCUCUUUCUCUCAACUGGUUAUGGCUCUCUUGGAGGUGGUCUCUGUGUCUCUUGGAGGUGGUCUCUCUCUGCCUUGUUUCUCUAUUUCCCUGUCCAGUUUUUCUGUCUGUCUCUCUGGUUGUAUUCUGUGUCUGUCUGUCUGUCUGUAUCUGUAUGUCCUUCCUGCUUUAUUUUGUGUCUCUCCUUUCCUGGCUCAUUCUACCUGUCUCUGCUUCCAGAGCCUCAUCUUCUACCCUAUGGCAGUUAUAGGAUUAAAACUAAUUAGGUUAGUGUCCUCACUCUCUGUGUGCUAGAUUAGGGGGGCACAAUGUGUCCUCACUCCCUGUGUGCUGAAUUAGGGGGGCACAAUGUGUCCUCACUCCCUGUGUGCUGAAUUAGGGGGGCACAAUGUGUCCUCACUCCCUGUGUGCUGAAUUAGGGGGGCACAAUGUGUCCUCACUCCCUGUGUGCUGAAUUAAGGGGGCACAAUGUGUCCUCACUCCCUGUGUGCUGAAUUAGGCGGGGCACAAUGUGUCCUCACUCCCUGUGUGCCGAAUUAAUGGGGCACAAUGUGUCCUCACUCCCUGUGUGCUGUAUUAGGGGGGCACAGUGUGUCCUCACUCCCUGUGUGCUGUAUUAGGGGGCACAAUGUGUCCUCACUCCCUGUGUGCUCAAUUAGGGGGGCACAAUGUGUCCUCUCUCCCUGUGUGCUGGAUUAGGGGGGCACAAUGUGUCCUCACUCCCUGUGUGCUGGAUUAGGGGGGCACAAUGUGUCCUCACUCCCUGUGUGCCAGAUUAGGGGGGAACAAUGUGUCCUCACUCCCUGUGUGCUGGAUUAGGGAGGCACAAUGAGUCCUCACUCCCUGUGUGCUGGAUUAGAGGGGGGCACAAUGUGCCAUCACUCCUUGUGUGCUGGAAAUGAGGGGCACAAUGUGUCCUCACUCCUGUGUGCUGAAUUAGGGGAGCUGGUACAUGCCUACACUGUGCUUUGGUGGGGCACAAUGUGUCCUCACUCCCUGUGUGCUUUGAAUUGGCGGGGCACAAUGUGUCCCUCAUCCCUGUGUGCCGAAUUAAUGGGGCACAAUGUGUCCUCACUCCUGUGUGCUUGAGAUUGGGGUGGGCACAAUGUGCCCUCACUCCCCCUGUGUGCUGAAUUAGGGGGGCACAAUGUGUCCUCACUCCCUGUGUGCUGAAUUAGGGGGGCACAAUGUGUCCUCACUCCCUGUGUGCUGAAUUAAGGGGGCACAAUGUGUCCUCACUCCCUGUGUGCUGAAUUAGGCGGGGCACAAUGUGUCCUCACUCCCUGUGUGCCGAAUUAAUGGGGCACAAUGUGUCCUCACUCCCUGUGUGCUGAAUUAGGUGGGCACAAUGUGCCCUCACUCCCUGUGUGCUGAAUUAGGGGGGCACAAUGUGUCCUCACUCCCUGUGUGCUGAAUUAAGGGGGCACAAUGUGUCCUCACUCCCUGUGUGCUGAAUUAGGCGGGGCACAAUGUGUCCUCACUCCCUGUGUGCCGAAUUAAUGGGGCACAAUGUGUCCUCACUCCCUGUGUGCCGAAUUAGGUGGGCACAAUGUGUCCUCACUCCCUGUGUGCUGAAUUAGGGGGGCACAAUGUGUCCUCACUCCCUGUGUGCUGAAUUAGGGGGGCACAAUGUGUCCUCACUCCCUGUGUGCUGAAUUAGGGGGGCACAAUGUGUCCUCACUCCCUGUGUGCUGAAUUAAGGGGGCACAAUGUGUCCUCACUCCCUGUGUGCUGAAUUAGGGGGCACACGUGUCCCCACCCCUGUGUGCUGGAUUAGAGGGACACAAUGUGUCCUCACUCCCUGUGUGCUGGAUUAGUGGGGCACAAUGUGUCCUCACUCCCUGUGUGCUGGAUUAGGGGGGAACAAUGUGCUCUCCCUCCCUGUGUGCUGGAUUAGGGGGGCACAAUGUGUCCUCACUCCCUGUGUGCUGGAUUAGGGGGGCACAAUAUGUCCUCACUUCCUGUGUGCUGGAUUAGAGGGGUACAAUGUGUCCUUACUCCCUGUGUGCUGGAUUAGGGGGGAACAAUGUGCUCUCGCUCCCUGUGUGCUGGAUUAGGGGGGCACAAAGUGUCCUCGCUCCCUGUGUGCUGGAUUAGGGGGGAACAAUGUGUCCUCACUCCCUGUGUGCUGAAUUAGGUGGGCACAAUGUGUCCUCACUCCCUGUGUGCUGUAUUAGGGGGGCACAGUGUGUCCUCACUCCCUGUGUGCUGUAUUAGGGGGCACAAUGUGUCCUCACUCCCUGUGUGCUCAAUUAGGGGGGCACAAUGUGUCCUCUCUCCCUGUGUGCUGGAUUAGGGGGGCACAAUGUGUCCUCACUCCCUGUGUGCUGGAUUAGGGGGGCACAAUGUGUCCUCACUCCCUGUGUGCCAGAUUAGGGGGGAACAAUGUGCCCUCACUCCCUGUGUGCUGGAUUAGGGAGGCACAAUGAGUCCUCACUCCCUGUGUGCUGGAUUAGAGGGGGGCACAAUGUGCCAUCACUCCUUGUGUGCUGGAAAUGAGGGGCACAAUGUGUCCUCACUCCCUGUGUGCUGGAUUAGGGGGGAACAAUGUGCCCUCACUCCCUGUGUGCUGGAUUAGGGGAACACAAUGUGUCCUCACUCCCUGUGUGCUAGAUUAGGGGGGCACAAUGUGUCCUCACUUCCUGUGUGCUGGAUUAGCGGGGCACAAUGUGUCCUCACUCCCUGUGUGCUGGAUUAGGGGGGAACAAUGUGCUCUCGCUCCCUGUGUGCUGGAUUAGGGGUGCACAAUGUGUCCUCGCUCCCUGUGUGCUGGAUUAGAGGAGCACGUGGGUCCUCACUCUCUGUGUGCUAGAUUAGGGGGGCACAAUGUGUCCUCACUCCCUGUGUGCUGGAUUAGAGGGGCACAUGGGUCCUCACUCUCUGUGUGCUAGAUUAGGGGGGCACAAUGUGUCCUCACUCCCUGUGUGCUGGAUUAGGGGCACAAUGUGUCCUUACCCCUGUGUGCUGGAUUAGGGGGAACAAAUGCCUCUCGCCCUCGUGCUGGAUUAGGGGGGCACAAAGUAUCCUCGCCUCCCCUGUGUGCUGGUUUCAGGGGGAACAACAAUGUGCCUCUCCCUCCCCUGUGUGUGUUGGAUUUCCCUCAGGGAGGGGCACAAUGUGUCCUCACUCCCUGUGUGCUGGAUUAGUGGGGCACAAUGUGUCCUCACUCCCUGUGUGCUGGAUUAGGGGGGAACAAUGUGCUCUCCCUCCCUGUGUGCUGGAUUAGAGGGACACAAUGUGUCCUCACUCCCUGUGUGCUGGAUUAGGGGGGCACAAUAUGUCCUCACUUCCUGUGUGCUGGAUUAGAGGGGUACAAUGUGUCCUUACUCCCUGUGUGCUGGAUUAGGGGGGAACAAUGUGCUCUCACUCCCUGUGUGCUGGAUUAGGGGGGCACAAAGUGUCCUCACUCCCUGUGUGCUGGAUUAGGGGGGAACAAUGUGUCCUCACUCCCUGUGUGCUGAAUUAGGUGGGCACAAUGUGUCCUCACUCCCUGUGUGCUGUAUUAGGGGGGCACAGUGUGUCCUCACUCCCUGUGUGCUGUAUUAGGGGGCACAAUGUGUCCUCACUCCCUGUGUGCUCAAUUAGGGGGGCACAAUGUGUCCUCUCUCCCUGUGUGCUGGAUUAGGGGGGCACAAUGUGUCCUCACUCCCUGUGUGCUGGAUUAGGGGGGCACAAUGUGUCCUCACUCCUUGUGUGCUGGAUUAGGGGGGCACAAUGUGUCCUCACUCCCUGUGUGCCGGAUUAGGGGGGAACAAUGUGCCCUCACUCCCUGUGUGCUGGAUUAGGGAGGCACAAUGUGUCCUCACUCCCUGUGUGCUGGAUUAGAGGGGGGCACAAUGUGCCAUCACUCCUUGUGUGCUGGAAAUGAGGGGCACAAUGUGUCCUCACUCCCUGUGUGCUGGAUUAGGGGGGAACAAUGUGCCCUCACUCCCUGUGUGCUGGAUUAGGGGGGCACAAUGUGUCCUCACUCCCUGUGUGCUAGAUUAGGGGGGCACAAUGUGUCCUCACUCCCUGUGUGCUGGAUUAGGGGGGCACAAUAUGUCCUCACUCCCUGUGUGCCAGAUUAGGGGGGAACAAUGUGCCCUCACUCCCUGUGUGCUGGAUUAGGGAGGCACAAUGUGUCCUCACUCCCUGUGUGCUGGAUUAGAGGGGGGCACAAUGUGCCAUCACUCCCUGUGUGCUGGAAAUGAGGGGCACAAUGUGUCCUCACUCCCUGUGUGCUGGAUUAGGGGGGAACAAUGUGCCCUCACUCCCUGUGUGCUGGAUUAGGGGAACACAAUGUGUCCUCACUCCCUGUGUGCUAGAUUAGGGGGGCACAAUGUGUCCUCACUUCCUGUGUGCUGGAUUAGCGGGGCACAAUGUGUCCUCACUCCCUGUGUGCUGGAUUAGGGGGGAACAAUGUGCUCUCGCUCCCUGUGUGCUGGAUUAGGGGUGCACAAUGUGUCAUCGCUCCCUGUGUGCUGGAUUAGAGGGGCACGUGGGUCCUCACUCUCUGUGUGCUAGAUUAGGGGGGCACAAUGUGUCCUCACUCCCUGUGUGCUGGAUUAGAGGGGCACAUGGGUCCUCACUCUCUGUGUGCUAGAUUAGGGGGGCACAAUGUGUCCUCACUCCCUGUGUGCUGGAUUAGGGGGGCACAAUAUGUCCUCACUUCCUGUGUGCUGGAUUAGAGGGGUACAAUGUGUCCUUACUCCCUGUGUGCUGGAUUAUGGGGGAACAAUGUGCUCUCGCUCCCUGUGUGCUGGAUUAGGGGGGGCACAAAGUGUCCUCGCUCCCUGUGUGCUGGAUUAGGGGGGGAACAAUGUGCUCUCCCUCCCUGUGUGCUGGAUUAGAGGGACACAAUGUGUCCUCACUCCCUGUGUGCUGGAUUAGUGGGGCACAAUGUGUCCUCACUCCCUGUGUGCUGUAUUAGGGGGCACAAUGUGCUCUCCCUCCCUGUGUGCUGGAUUAGAGGGACACAAUGUGUCCUCACUCCCUGUGUGCUGGAUUAGGGGGGCACAAUAUGUCCUCACUUCCUGUGUGCUGGAUUAGGGGGGUACAAUGUGUCCUUACUCCCUGUGUGCUGGAUUAGGGGGGAACAAUGUGCUCUCACUCCCUGUGUGCUGGAUUAGGGGGGCACAAAGUGUCCUCGCUCCCUGUGUGCUGGAUUAGGGGGGAACAAUGUGUCCUCACUCCCUGUGUGCUGAAUUAGGUGGGCACAAUGUGUCCUCACUCCCUGUGUGCUGUAUUAGGGGGGCACAGUGUGUCCUCACUCCCUGUGUGCUGUAUUAGGGGGCACAAUGUGUCCUCACUCCCUGUGUGCUCAAUUAGGGGGGCACAAUGUUUCCUCUCUCCCUGUGUGCUGGAUUAGGGGGGCACAAUGUGUCCUCACUCCCUGUGUGCUGGAUUAGGGGGGCACAAUGUGUCCUCACUCCCUGUGUGCUGGAUUAGGGGGGCACAAUGUGUCCUCACUCCCUGUGUGCCGGAUUAGGGGGGAACAAUGUGCCCUCACUCCCUGUGUGCUGGAUUAGGGGGGCACAAUGUGUCCUCACUCCCUGUGUGCUGGAUUAGGGGGGCACAAUGUGUCCUCACUCCCUGUGUGCUGGAUUAGGGGGGCACAAUGUGUCCUCACUCCCUGUGUGCCAGAUUAGGGGGGAACAAUGUGCCCUCACUCCCUGUGUGCUGGAUUAGGGAGGCACAAUGUGUCCUCACACCCUGUGUGCUGGAUUAGAGGGGGGCACAAUGUGCCAUCACUCCUUGUGUGCUGGAAAUGAGGGGCACAAUGUGUCCUCACUCCCUGUGUGCUGGAUUAGGGGGGAACAAUGUGCCCUCACUCCCUGUGUGCUGGAUUAGGGGAACACAAUGUGUCCUCACUCCCUGUGUGCUAGAUUAGGGGGGCACAAUGUGUCCUCACUCCCUGUGUGCUGGAUUAGGGGGGCACAAUGUGUCCUCACUCCCUGUGUGCCAGAUUAGGGGGGAACGAUGUGCCCUCACUCCCUGUGUGCUGGAUUAGGGAGGCACAAUGUGUCCUCACACCCUGUGUGCUGGAUUAGAGGGGGGCACAAUGUGCCAUCACUCCUUGUGUGCUGGAAAUGAGGGGCACAAUGUGUCCUCACUCCCUGUGUGCUGGAUAAGGGGGGAACAAUGUGCCCUCACUCCCUGUGUGCUGGAUUAGGGGGGCACAAUGUGUCCUCACUCCCUGUGUGCUGGAUUAGGGGGGCACAAUGUGUCCUCACUCCCUGUGUGCCAGAUUAGGGGGGAACAAUGUGCCCUCACUCCCUGUGUGCUGGAUUAGGGGGGCACAAUGUGUCCUCACUCCCUGUGUGCUGGAUUAGGGGGGCACAAUGUGGGGGAACAAUGUGCUCUCGCCUCCCUGUGUGUUACCAGGGGUACAAAGUGUCCCGCCCUGUGUGCUGGAUUAGGGGGUGUCCUCACCCCUGUGUGCUGAAUUAGGUGGGCACAAUGUGUCCCUCACCCCUGGUGUGCUGUAUUAGGGGGGCACAGUGUGUCCUCACUCCCUGUGUGCUGUAUUAGGGGGCACAAUGUGUCCUCACUCCCUGUGUGCUCAAUUAGGGGGGCACAAUGUGUCCUCUCUCCCUGUGUGCUGGAUUAGGGGGGCACAAUGUGUCCUCACUCCCUGUGUGCUGGAUUAGGGGGGCACAAUGUGUCCUCACUCCUUGUGUGCUGGAUUAGGGGGGCACAAUGUGUCCUCACUCCCUGUGUGCCGGAUUAGGGGGGAACAAUGUGCCCUCACUCCCUGUGUGCUGGAUUAGGGAGGCACAAUGUGUCCUCACUCCCUGUGUGCUGGAUUAGAGGGGGGCACAAUGUGCCAUCACUCCUUGUGUGCUGGAAAUGAGGGGCACAAUGUGUCCUCACUCCCUGUGUGCUGGAUUAGGGGGGAACAAUGUGCCCUCACUCCCUGUGUGCUGGAUUAGGGGGGCACAAUGUGUCCUCACUCCCUGUGUGCUAGAUUAGGGGGGCACAAUGUGUCCUCACUCCCUGUGUGCUGGAUUAGGGGGGCACAAUAUGUCCUCACUCCCUGUGUGCCAGAUUAGGGGGGAACAAUGUGCCCUCACUCCCUGUGUGCUGGAUUAGGGAGGCACAAUGUGUCCUCACUCCCUGUGUGCUGGAUUAGAUGGGGGCACAAUGUGCCAUCACUCCUUGUGUGCUGGAAAUGAGGGGCACAAUGUGUCCUCACUCCCUGUGUGCUGGAUUAGGGGGGAACAAUGUGCCCUCACUCCCUGUGUGCUGGAUUAGGGGAACACAAUGUGUCCUCACUCCCUGUGUGCUAGAUUAGGGGGGCACAAUGUGUCCUCACUUCCUGUGUGCUGGAUUAGCGGGGCACAAUGUGUCCUCACUCCCUGUGUGCUGGAUUAGGGGGGAACAAUGUGCUCUCGCUCCCUGUGUGCUGGAUUAGGGGUGCACAAUGUGUCAUCGCUCCCUGUGUGCUGGAUUAGAGGGGCACGUGGGUCCUCACUCUCUGUGUGCUAGAUUAGGGGGGCACAAUGUGUCCUCACUCCCUGUGUGCUGGAUUAGAGGGGCACAUGGGUCCUCACUCUCUGUGUGCUAGAUUAGGGGGGCACAAUGUGUCCUCACUCCCUGUGUGCUGGAUUAGGGGGGCACAAUAUGUCCUCACUUCCUGUGUGCUGGAUUAGAGGGGUACAAUGUGUCCUUACUCCCUGUGUGCUGGAUUAUGGGGGAACAAUGUGCUCUCGCUCCCUGUGUGCUGGAUUAGGGGGGGCACAAAGUGUCCUCGCUCCCUGUGUGCUGGAUUAGGGGGGGAACAAUGUGCUCUCCCUCCCUGUGUGCUGGAUUAGAGGGACACAAUGUGUCCUCACUCCCUGUGUGCUGGAUUAGUGGGGCACAAUGUGUCCUCACUCCCUGUGUGCUGUAUUAGGGGGCACAAUGUGCUCUCCCUCCCUGUGUGCUGGAUUAGAGGGACACAAUGUGUCCUCACUCCCUGUGUGCUGGAUUAGGGGGGCACAAUAUGUCCUCACUUCCUGUGUGCUGGAUUAGAGGGGUACAAUGUGUCCUUACUCCCUGUGUGCUGGAUUAGGGGGGAACAAUGUGCUCUCACUCCCUGUGUGCUGGAUUAGGGGGGCACAAAGUGUCCUCGCUCCCUGUGUGCUGGAUUAGGGGGGAACAAUGUGUCCUCACUCCCUGUGUGCUGAAUUAGGUGGGCACAAUGUGUCCUCACUCCCUGUGUGCUGUAUUAGGGGGGCACAGUGUGUCCUCACUCCCUGUGUGCUGUAUUAGGGGGCACAAUGUGUCCUCACUCCCUGUGUGCUCAAUUAGGGGGGCACAAUGUUUCUCUCUCCCUGUGUGCUGGAUUAGGGGGGCACAAUGUGUCCUCACCCCUGUGUGCUGGAUUAGGGGGGCACAAUGUGUCCUCACUCCCUGUGUGCUGGAUUAGGGGGGCACAAUGUGUCCUCACUCCCUGUGUGCCGGAUUAGGGGGGAACAAUGUGCCCUCACUCCCUGUGUGCUGGAUUAGGGGGGCACAAUGUGUCCUCACUCCCUGUGUGCUGGAUUAGAGGGGGGCACAAUGUGCCAUCACUCCUUGUGUGCUGGAAAUGAGGGGCACAAUGUGUCCUCACUCCCUGUGUGCUGGAUUAGGGGGGAACAAUGUGCUCUCGCUCCCUGUGUGCUGGAUUAGGGGUGCACAAUGUGUCAUCGCUCCCUGUGUGCUGGAUUAGAGGGGCACGUGGGUCCUCACUCUCUGUGUGCUAGAUUAGGGGGGCACAAUGUGUCCUCACUCCCUGUGUGCUGGAUUAGAGGGGCACAUGGGUCCUCACUCUCUGUGUGCUAGAUUAGGGGGGCACAAUGUGUCCUCACUCCCUGUGUGCUGGAUUAGUGGGGCACAAUGUGUCCUCACUCCCUGUGUGCUGGAUUAGGGGGGAACAAUGUGCUCUCCCUCCCUGUGUGCUGGAUUAGAGGGACACAAUGUGUCCUCACUCCCUGUGUGCUGGAUUAGGGGGGCACAAUAUGUCCUCACUUCCUGUGUGCUGGAUUAGAGGGGUACAAUGUGUCCUUACUCCCUGUGUGCUGGAUUAGGGGGGAACAAUGUGCUCUCACUCCCUGUGUGCUGGAUUAGGGGGGCACAAAGUGUCCUCACUCCCUGUGUGCUGGAUUAGGGGGGAACAAUGUGUCCUCACUCCCUGUGUGCUGAAUUAGGUGGGCACAAUGUGUCCUCACUCCCUGUGUGCUGUAUUAGGGGGGCACAGUGUGUCCUCACUCCCUGUGUGCUGUAUUAGGGGGCACAAUGUGUCCUCACUCCCUGUGUGCUCAAUUAGGGGGGCACAAUGUGUCCUCUCUCCCUGUGUGCUGGAUUAGGGGGGCACAAUGUGUCCUCACUCCCUGUGUGCUGGAUUAGGGGGGCACAAUGUGUCCUCACUCCCUGUGUGCUGGAUUAGGGGGGCACAAUGUGUCCUCACUCCCUGUGUGCCAGAUUAGGGGGGAACAAUGUGCCCUCACUCCCUGUGUGCUGGAUUAGGGGGGCACAAUGUGUCCUCACUCCCUGUGUGCUGGAUUAGGGGGGCACAAUGUGUCCUCACUCCCUGUGUGCUGGAUUAGGGGGGCACAAUGUGUCCUCACUCCCUGUGUGCCAGAUUAGGGGGGAACAAUGUGCCCUCACUCCCUGUGUGCUGGAUUAGGGAGGCACAAUGUGCCAUCACUCCUUGUGUGCUGGAAAUGAGGGGCACAAUGUGUCCUCACUCCCUGUGUGCUGGAUUAGGGGGGAACAAUGUGCCCUCACUCCCUGUGUGCUGGAUUAGGGGGGCACAAUGUGUCCUCACUCCCUGUGUGCUAGAUUAGGGGGGCACAAUGUGUCCUCACUUCCUGUGUGCUGGAUUAGAGGGGUACAAUGUGUCCUUACUCCCUGUGUGCUGGAUUAGGGGGGAACAAUGUGCCCUCACUCCCUGUGUGCUGGAUUAGGGGGGAACAAUGUGUCCUCACUCCCUGUGUGCUAGAUUAGGGGGGCACAAUGUGUCCUCACUUCCUGUGUGCUGGAUUAGAGGGGUACAAUGUGUCCUUACUCCCUGUGUGCUGGAUUAGGGGGGAACAAUGUGCUCUCGCUCCCUGUGUGCUGGAUUAGGGGGGGGUACAAAGUGUCCUCGCUCCCUGUGUGCUGGAUUAGGGGGGGAACAAUGUGCUCUCUCUCCCUGUGUGCUGGAUUAGAGGGACACAAUGUGUCCUCACUCCCUGUGUGCUGGAUUAGUGGGGCACAAUGUGUCCUCACUCCCUGUGUGCUGGAUUAGGGGGGAACAAUGUGCUCUCACUCCCUGUGUGCUGGAUUAGGGGGGCACAAUGUGUCCUCGCUCCCUGUGUGCUGGAUUAGAGGGGCACAUGGGUCCUCACUCUCUGUGUGCUAGAUUAGGGGGGCACAAUGUGUCCUCACUCCCUGUGUGCUGGAUUAGAGGGGCACAUGGGUCCUCACUCUCUGUGUGCUAGAUUAGGGGGGCACAAUGUGUCCUCACUCCCUGUGUGCUGGAUUAGGGGGGCACAAUAUGUCCUCACUUCCUGUGUGCUGGAUUAGAGGGGUACAAUGUGUCCUUACUCCCUGUGUGCUGGAUUAGGGGGGAACAAUGUGCUCUCGCUCCCUGUGUGCUGGAUUAGGGGGGCACAAAGUGUCCUCGCUCCCUGUGUGCUGGAUUAGGGGGGAACAAUGUGCUCUCCCUCCCUGUGUGCUGGAUUAGAGGGACACAAUACCUUUGCAACUACCUGGUAAACUGAUAAAAGGUGCCAAACACUGCCAUUGCCACCCUUAUGCCUAGAUGUAUAUAGGAAAGAAGGCGGUUGUCAUCCCUAAUCUAAUGUUUUUACAAGUAAAAAUAAAUAACAUGUACAAAAACAAGUAUAUUAAUAGUUGCCACGUGUAGUCUAAACAGCAAGGGCCUUGGCAUCUUCACUAUUUUGCCAUGACAGUAAGCAUCCUCUAAUAUAAAUACAUAGUUUCAGCGGUAUUGACUACUAGACCCUCCUUGUUACUAUUUCUGAGCGGUCACUAUUCAUGCAAUGCCUCUGUAGUACUAGUGUUAGUACUACGGAGACUGCCACCACUUUGCCAGAUGAGAGUGGUCACUAAUUGUGCCAUGGUGGCUGAACACUCUCCUAGAAAUGUAAAUGUACAACAAGGUCGGCACUAACAGGGCACUGUACGUUUGGUGGAGGGUGGCAGUAUAUGUUCUAAAGGGGCUGGGAACCUAUUGGCUCUAUACCUUACUCCUGCGUUUGCCACUGUGGACUGACUGGCCCCUGUUUAUGUAUAAUAUGCCUAAUAUAUUAAAAAUACAUUAUAUUACCCACUAUCCAGAACAUUGGGUUUGGGCGUAGGGCAUUUUGUGUUCCCUGGUGGGAACAAGGUAGGCCUGAGCUCAGGGGUGAGGGGGAGCUCUCUGAAGUUUCCCUCAGGCCCCAUGUAAAAAGAUAAAAGUUUUAAAACAGUUUAAUUCCUUACAAUGGGAGAGGGGGCACACUAACACUGUAAUAUUUAAUAAAUGUGCAGUUAUCAUUUUUAAACAUGUGGCAGCCUUGUCAAAGUGGCUUUUAAGUGGCACUGGGAUCGAAGAGAAAUCGUAAUAUCCCUAAUAACUACGGCAUAGAAAACAGGCUGAACAAAUCAUUCUACAGCGCAGGUAUUUUUCCAGGUCAAAUAUUUUUGCCUAAAAUUAGUAAAUCCCUUGUCAAAUAUCCUCAGUCCCUCAUUUUGCUAAGGAAAUACAGAUAAAUCAGUAGGUAAAUAAAAUUCUUGGCUGUGCCUUAAUGUAUCAAUCGGCAUCCUAAAUGGACACUUUGCUGCCCAAAUAAAAAAUACGGUAAAUAUUUUUGAAAUAAUCACUGUUUAACAGUUAUACCCCCAGUGAAAACAUGCAUACAUUACCCAAAAACAGCUUACAAAAGUUGCAGAUCUCUUGUCUGCAGCCUUUGCAAGCUUUCCUCAUUUUCCCCAGCCCAGACUUUCUGUGGCUGUCCAAUCACAGACUUUCCAAUGCAGCUUAAUGAGAAGCCUUUGCAAGACAGGUUCUCUGAGCAAUUGCUGCCUUUUGAGUUUAGGUCCACCGUAACAGGACCAGUUAUGUGAUUGACAGCCAGGGUGGUAUAACCAGGUGAAUUUGCAAAAGUGUCAAUUUCUAAAGAAAAUGGACAUGCUCUUUAUGCAUAAAGCAGUUAAUCAAGCUAAAGUGCUGUAGUUGUUUGGAUGGUUAAUUUAACCUCUGUCUUUAUUGUAACUUUAUUGUUUCAAUUUAUUAUUUUUCUUCCCAUGGUUUUGCAGACUCUGUUUAACUGUCACAAUGUAUCUGAGAGCUCAGCUUCCUUCCAGAAGAACAGUUCUGUCUGUCACCAGGAAGCGCAAAUAUUCCAGCUACCUCACCGUCCAAGAGCCAACAGAGGAAGAGAAUUACCUGAAGAAACUGGAAUUUACGGAAGUUCACAAGACAAAAGAUGGGACCGUGACUGAUGUGCCGUUGACAUCUUGGGGCGAGCAGGAGAAUCUCAUGUAUCACAUCCAUCAAGGGGAUGGCAUAGAUAUCUGCUCAGAUUUUCUAGCUGGGAAUUGUGAUAAAGGUGCAAAGUGCCUUCAGCAUCAUACCAUACUGCCUUUCGCCUGGCAGCUGCAGGAAAGGAGCACAGGCACGUGGCACACUGUUGGAGGAUGGGGUCAAGAAAUCCUAGAGAGGCUGUAUUGUGACCCGAAUAUAAAAAGGGUUUGCUCAAAGUCUGAGUAUGUAUGCAAGGGGUGUUGUAUUCUCCAGUCAAUACUUGUCAUUUAAGCUCGGGCUUUCGGCUAUCACGAUCUAUUUCUCAUGCCCCGUGUCUUAUCUUAUUUGCCCCUUGUGUUCGCGACCUGGACUAAGGUCUUGAAAGGGCAGUAAAUCUACUUUUUUCUUCUUUUACUGCUUAAAUAUUAAAUUCAGAAAUGGGUCAUUCCAUCUUUUUACUUUUGGCAUACUGAAAUGGUCUAUGCAAAAUUGCAAGUAGGAUGGUUUCAGUAUCUCAUUACCCAGUGAUGGAAUGCAGGGGGGGUUAAGUUCCAAUGAAAGGGGAAAGUGUUUUAUCAAGUGCCGCAAAUAUGUAGUUUUUAAUUAAAAGUACUUUAAAAAAUGUGGUCAUAAGACCUAUUUGUCAACAGUACAGUUGUCUGUUUAGAAAGUUGAUUGACAGGGAAUAGCAGGAGAACCCUCUGCCCUUCAUUAAACUUGCUGGGGAAAUACAUGAAUUUAGUGACUGAUGUCACUCCAUUCUGAUAUUGAAACAUUGGAAUUGAAGCCAGCACGAUGGCUUCAUUUCAUGCUCAGGGCUAAUUGGAUUUCAGAGCUGUGCGAGCAAGGUGGAACCCACUAGUGUAAUACACAAAGACAUCCGAACAUGGCGAGAGAAGGCAAAUAACACAGUUGCAAAAUAGUGAGCAUUGGGUCAGAGAGCUAACAAUCUGACUGUCAGUCAACUGGAGUUCAAAAAAGUAGGCAAGGGAUUUCUUUAGACAUUUCAAUAAAAAUGCAUUAAAGAAAAUAAUGAGAUUGUAUAUCAACAUGCUAUGAAGAUUAUAUUAGAGACUAAAAUUUGAUGACAGCGUUCCUUUAACAGGGUUAUAAUGUGGUUUGUCCAGUCUGAAUUUUGGAUAUCCCUGCUUUAACUCUUAACCCUUCUGUUUCCACUGUUUAUUUUCCAAAUUCUAACUCUCAGGGGCCAGCCACCUAUGAAUAUAUGUUUUAACACCAUGGAUGUGAAAUCAAAGGGGCCGUUUUAUCGCAUUCGACGUCUCUCCACCUCUUUGUGUCCUACCAUGCCUUUUAACACCCGUGUCAAGUAUUACUAUGGAAAUCAUUGCCGGUGGACGGAAUAUAGUCAGGUGUGGAUCUUUAUAUACCCUGCAAAAAAAAGUUUUGAUUUGUGGGACCUUCGAGUUAAGAUAAUUAAUAGAAAAGUCCACGAUAACGUCCUGGGAGAAGAAUUGGUAUAGCAAGAAACCGUUGAAUUGAUAAAAUAGUUUUUAAAGGGCUACUCCAAGCACUAUGAACACUUCGAUGAUCUGAAGUGGUCGUGGUGUUUUAAGUCUAUACGUGCUGCAUUUUACUAUAAACCACUGCACAUACAGAGUUUAACCCCUUUGCUGCCAGAGGAUUAACUUCACUUCAGGCAGUGUCACUAGCCAGCCAGUAAGAGUGAGUUCCAGGCUGGGUCAUGUCAAUUCUGUGUAUAUUUCUGUGCACAGUGUGUCAUAUACUGGAUAAGAUUGGUCAGCUGACACUCCAAUGACUGGUAAAAAUGGACAAAUGGAACUGCACUCAAUUCACUUACGACAGGGUGCUUAGCUGAACCAAGGGCCAGCACAAGCCCAGAAGAUAAUAAAUACCAGUAUUAGAAAAAGGGUUCAGGCACCUUUAUUAGAGCAGUGUUCUACAUGUUCUUAAGACAUCGGAGUACCUGGACCUGGACUCCAAUGAAUGGUGACUGAAUCGGUUUCUGCAGAAUAUUUGAGUGUGUCACCAGAGCUGAAAGAAUCAACCAGUCGAUACCCAGGAAACAGGGCAAACCAGUAUUUAUAAAAUGUAUUUUUACUGUAUUUUUUACUUUCACGGAAGUGUAGAGAGUAAGUUCAUUCAUUCUUAUUGGUGAAUGGAUGUGCUCUUGGGGGAUAAAAUACUCAUCCUUUGAAUGCUUACUGAUUGGAAGUUAAGGAGUGUCUUAUUCUGUAGCUUCAGGGAGAUACACUUAACAGUGCACCUGCAGGGAACGUUUAUGGUAAGUAUAUUUCUAUGUAAUGCAUUAAUAAAUAGAGGGUCCUUCGCCCCCCAUCGCUUUCCUUUAUGUUUAUCAAAUUUAGUGAACAGGAUGUUUUCUUGAUAUGCAAAGAUUAAACCCCCAUAUGUUUUCAUCUCUAGGAGAUUUCGAAAUGUAUAGAGGAAUGUUUGACUAAGGGACACAAACAAGUCAUGUGCAGUAGCCCAGUGUUCAGGUACCUUCUAGAUCUCCAAGAGUUCUCUGACACAAAUAUUGAUACUGGAACUAAAAGAACCAUACGAAUCCGGCCUGUGUUCAGAUCCCCAUGCAUGAUGUCUGAGCUUUGGUAAGCUGGAUAGGCCGUUAAUGUGACAUUGCAUGUUUUCAAUUACUCACUUCCUGUCUAUAACACCAUGAAAAGGAGGAACAACUGCAUAUCUCCUGUUUCUGUCACCCUGCAGUGGGGGGUGGGGGAGGGGACAGACUCAUAGCUCCUUCUGUCUGUGUCACUGUGUCACCCUGCAGGGGGAGGGGCAGACUCAGAGGUCCUUCUGUCUGUGUCACUGUGUCACCCUGCAGGGGGAGGGACAGACUCAUAGCUCCUUCUGUCUGUGUCACUGUGUCACCCUGCAGGGGGAGGGACAGACUCAUAGCUCCUUCUGUCUGUGUCACCAUGUCACCCUGCAGGGGGAGGGACAGACUCAUAGCUCCUUCUGUCUGUGUCACUGUGUCACCCUGCAGGGGGAGGGACAGACUCAUAGCUCCUUCUGUCUGUGUCACUGUGUCACUCUGCAGGGGGAGGGACAGACUCAUAGCUCCUUCUGUCUGUGUCACCGUGUCACCCAGCAGGGGGAGGGACAGACUCAUAGCUCCUUCUGUCUGUGUCACCGUGUCACCCUGCAGGGGGAGGGACAGACUCAUAGCUCCUUCUGUCUGUGUCACUGUGUCACCCUGCAGGGGGAGGGACAGACACAUAGCUCCUUCUGUCUGUGUCACUGUGUCACCCUGCAGGGGGAGGGACAGACUCAUAGCUCCUUCUGUCUGUGUCACCGUGUCACCCUGCAGGGGGAGGGACAGGCUCAUAGCUCCUUCUGUCUGUGUCACCCUGCAGGGGGACAGUGUCACCCUGCAGGGAGAGGGACAGACUCAUAGCUCCUUCUGUCUGUGUCACAGUGUCACCCUGCAGGGGGAGGGACAGACUCAUAGCUCCUUCUGUCUGUGUCACUGUGUCACCCUGCAGGGGGAGGGACAGACUCAUAGCUCCUUCUGUCUGUGUCACUGUGUCACCCAGCGGGGGGAGGGACAGACUCAUAUCUCCUUCUGUCUGUGUCACCGUGUCACCCUGCAGGGGGAGGCAUAGACUCAUAGCUCCUUCUGUCUGUGUCACCGUGUCACCCUGCAGGGGGAGGGACAGACUCAUAGCUCCUUCUGUCUGUGUCACUGUGUCACCCUGCAGGGGGAGGGACAGACUCAUAGCUCCUUCUGUCUGUGUCACUGUGUCACUGUGCAGGGGGAGGGACAGACUCAUAGCUCCUUCUGUCUGUGUCACUGUGUCACCCUGCAGGGGGAGGGACAGACUCAUAGCUCCUUCUGUCUGUGUCACCGUGUCACCCUGCAGGGGGAGGGACAGACUCAGCUCCUUCUGUCUGUGUCACCCUGCAGGGGGAGGGACAGACUCAUAGCUCCUUCUGUCAUUGUCACCGUGUUACCCUGCAGGGGGAGGAACAGACUCAUAGCUCCUUCUGUCUGUGUCACUGUGUCACCCUGCAGGGGGAGGGACAGACUCAUAGCUCCUUCUGUCUGUGUCACAGUGUCACCCUGCGGGGGGAGGGGCAGACUCAUAGCUCCUUCUGUCUGUGUCACCGUGUCACCCUGCUGGGGGAGGGGCAGACUCAUAGCUCCUUCUGUCUGUGUCACCCUGCAGGGGGAGGGACAGACUCAUAGCUCCUUCUGUCUGUGUCACUGUGUCACCCUGCACGGGGAGGGACAGACUCAUAGCUCCUUCUGUCUGUGUCACCGUGUCACCCUGCAGGGGGAGGGACACACUCAUAGCUCCUUCUGUCUGUCACAGUGUCACCCUGCAGGGGGAGGGACAGACUCAUAGCUCCUUCUGUCUGUGUCACUGUGUCACCCUGCAGGGGGAGGGACAGACUCAUAGCUCCUUCUGUCUAUGUCACUGUGUCACCCUGCAGGGGGAGGGACAGACUCAUAACUCCUUCUGUCUGUGUCACUGUGUCACCCUGCAGGGGGAGGGACAGACUCAUAGCUCCUUCUGUCUGUGUCACUGUGUCACCCUGCAGGGGGAGGGACAGACUCAUAGCUCCUUCUGUCUGUGUCACCCUGCAGGGGGAGGGGCAGACUCAGUGUGUGUCACCCUCUGGAAGUAGGGGGGCAGGCUCAUUGUGUGUGUGUUACUGUUAAAAAUGUAUCAUAUUUCUGUCUUUUUUUCCCCCCAGGAUGAUGCCCAGUGUGUGCCCGGUUAGUAGCUCCUGCUCUUUGGAUCAUGUAGGAUCAUGCAGGAAUCCUCGGAUUUGGUUUGUUAAUGAUCCUUUCUAUGAGAAGGUUUCCCUGUCAUUUAAGGACAUGGAAUUUGUACGUGUCUACAACUAUUUCCACAAGACCAUGUCAGAGUCUCAGUACAUGAUCCUAGACAUCUGUAGAAUCCAGAAUUAUUUUCAGAUGGAGAAAUAUGCAAGGUUAGAAUAGUAAUGCCGUUAUUUUUAUGGGGUCAUUUUUCAGAUGGGAGUGAUUCUGUCACUUUAGAAAGUUUACUUUCAGCCAAUGAGUGCCAUCCAAACAUAUUAAUGUAUGCAAUACUGAGGUUGCUUGAAAAUGGUUUGACGCAGAGGAUCAUCCAUGGGGCAUGAUGGCACAAUAACUGCUACAGGGGGCCGUAGUAUUUAUUUGCUUUACAGUGCCCAUUUAAGGACAAACUACAGUUAAGGUUUUUAAUUAGUUUACCCAAUUUUAGACAUUUGGUGGUCCCUAAAUCCAGGACAAAUUCAUUACUCCUUUAUGUCUCUACAUAUUCUUUUCCUUGUGUCAUGACGUUUUUUAUUUUUUUUUGCAGGAAGAAGGAUUAUAUGUCUCGAAUCCUGUCCGAAACGGAAAAUAAUAAUUUGGAGCGCUAUCUUUUCUACAGUGCGCACUACGCUUUGGUGGAGAAUAUUUGUAGACAGAACUUUGAUGCACGUGUGAUUGGUAAACACACACCGCAGUAUGGGGAAGGAUGCUACUUCUUUAAGAGCGCUAGAUAUGCCCAUAACUUUAUCCAUGCUUCACCCUGUGGUCAUUGUUUUAUGUUUCUAGCCAAAGUCUUGGUAGGAUGUCCAACUGUGGGUUACCCCUCUCUGCGUCGUCCCCCACCACUAAAUCCUGAAGACACAGCCAGCCUUCUCUAUGAUUCCUGUGUCUCGAGGUUAAAAGAUCCUAACAUCUUUGUACUUUUUGAUGAUGACCAAUUUUACCCAUACUUCCUCAUAAGGUACUGUAAGAUACGAAAGGCAAACAUUUGGACGGAGACCUUGUAUAAACCAGCCAGUUCAUAAGGUAGAUGCUUAACCCAGACUGAAAAAGAAAUGCUCUUUAAAUACUGUGGUUUAAACGUUGAUACUUGAGCCUCAUUCUACUUUAACGUGUUUCAAUUUGAGAUUGUAUGACCUUGCAUCGGUGUAAAACUAACUCAUAGUAGUCUAUUACAGUGUUGUUAUUGUACAGCUGUGUUAAUGUUCAGUUGGUCAUUUUUUUGGAGCUUUUAGUUAAUAUUGACGAAAAGGAGAUUCAUGUGAACUGAAAGUUAACCUUUGUAUACCUUUAUAAAAUUCACAUUAAACAGUUCACAAACAAUAUUUAAUUGAAGCAAGUAUUGAAGACAUUACAAUAAAAUGAAACGACUUCUAAUUAGGUGUUUUAGGUAAAAUUAGGUGUUGUCAUGUAAUACGUUGUAAUGCAUGUAAUAUUUAAUACAUACACACAAUAAAUUUGUUGGAUAUACA